AUGAGCACUCCUACAGUCACUACAGCGGUCGGCGCCGACAACCUUACCAUUCCACUCAUCGACUUCUCUGCCUUCCAGACCACGGACUCUACGAUCCGUGAAGCCACAGCCAAAGCCAUCCUAUCCGGCUUCCAGACAGCAGGCUUCAUUUACAUCCGUAACCACGGCAUCGACAAAGCGGCAGUGCAAGAAGCAUUCAAGUACAGCGCAGAGUUCUUCAAGAGACCAGUCAGCCAGAAAGAGCAGCUUGCAUGGACGACACCAGAGGCCAACCGCGGCUAUGUUCGCCAAGGACGUGAGAAGACAACAGAUCUCGUAGAUCCAGUCGAGAUUGAGAAACAAAGAGCCCUGGAAGGAGCUGACUUGAAAGAGUCUCUGGAGAUUGGUCGCGAAGGUGUUGAAGGAUUGGAAAACCAAUGGCCAGAUCGAUUCGACGCAGAUGGUGCAGUCUUCAGAGAAAAGAUGUUGAGCUUCUUUGAGAUUUGCAAGAACCUCCAUGUGCAAGUGAUGCAGGCCAUUGCGGUGGGUCUGGGCAUUGACGAGCACUGGUUUGAUAAGUUCUGCAAUGCGGGCGACAACACGCUGAGACUGUUGCACUACCCUGGAGUGAGCAGCAAGGUGUUUGCCGAGAACAAGAACAGUGUGCGAGCAGGAGCACACACCGACUAUGACGCAGGCUCAAUUACCUUACUCUUCCAAGAUGCUCGUGGUGGGCUGCAGGUACUGUCACCGAUGGGAACAUAUGUGAACGCGACACCGAUCGAAGACACAAUCGUGGUCAACGCAGGAGACUUGCUGGCGAGAUGGAGCAACGACACGAUCAAGAGUACCAAGCAUCGCGUUGUCGAGCCGCCGGUCAAGACAGAUGCAGACUUCCAUCCAGCAAGAUACUCGAUGGCCUACUUCUGCAAUCCUAACUUUGACAGAUUCAUUGAUGCGAUUCCUGGAACCUUUGAUGAGGCCAAGCAGAAGAAGUACCACGGAGUGAAUAGUGGCGACUAUCUGGUGCAGAGACUGACGGCAACCUAUUGA
Molecule: messenger RNA, 1032 nt
Organism: Aureobasidium namibiae CBS 147.97
Lineage: Eukaryota; Fungi; Ascomycota; Dothideomycetes; Dothideales; Saccotheciaceae
Product: Clavaminate synthase-like protein
Exons: 3
Coding region: 1-1032 (343 amino acids)
Molecular function (GO): dioxygenase activity
Source: RefSeq, a predicted model, not a curated record